This is a messenger RNA of Plasmodium gonderi, 2583 nucleotides long. RefSeq lists its product as hypothetical. The record is from RefSeq and is a predicted model, not a curated record. NCBI's taxonomy places the organism in Eukaryota, Apicomplexa, Aconoidasida, Haemosporida, Plasmodiidae. The transcript has a single exon. The coding region runs from base 1 to 2583 and encodes 860 amino acids.
AUGAAAAGAACCAAAGACGAACAAACCACGUCAGACGAAGAUAAGUAUGAGAAAUAUUUCACUGAAAAAAAUGACAAUACAACACUUAUGAGAUUCAUACAACCCCCAUCAGUGAUGUCAAAUCAAAUAGACUCAGUAUAUUUUGUUAACUACAGAGCAGUUGUAGUGAAAACGAAACAAUAUUAUGUCACACAGAAUUCAUAUAUGUUAUUUGGUGAUGUAUUCAAAAUAUAUAAUUUGAAAGGAGAGAUUAAAAAAAUUCAUGCUUUUUUCUCUGGAAAUGAAAAUAAUCUAUCAGAUUCUCUUAUUAUGCUUAAAACUACAGUAGUUGCUGUUACAUCAUCUAAAGCAGAGGCCUUAAGAGUUGCUGAUGAAAUUGAAAUGACUUGCAAAAUUUGUCACAAAAAAAGAAAAGCUACCAAAUUUUCAAUAGAGGGUUUUUUACGGAAAGUAAGAUGUGAUACAUGUAGAGUCAAACCUAAAAAUCUAAUUAACAAAACAAAUAAUACAAAGAGGAUGAGCAUUGUCAAAGGUGAAAAUGUUUCUCUUAUGACAUCUGAUCCUAUGUUCACAGGCAGGAAAAAAAUAACAUCUUCUUUUUGUGAUGUCACGUCUACUACCACUCCUGCGACAUGUACUUCCAGGUGCUCCGCCACAUUUUCUCUUAACAACAGAAUUGCACCAGAGGAUGAAAUUCAAAAUGGAUCACCAAACAGACUACCAACUGAAGCACCUGACAAGGAGGAGCCCAAUGCAGGAGAGAUCAAUAGCAUGGGAUACAACAAUAACAGAGAAAACCCAUGCAUGCCCGGUGCUGAAAAUAAUGGAAGUAAUGAAAAGAAUGGAAAUAGAGCGAAAAUUGGAAAUAACACAAAAAAUGGAAAUAGCACAAAAAAUGGAAAUAGCACAAAAAAUGGAAAUAGCACAAAAAAUGGAAAUAGCACAAAAAAUGGAAAUAGCACAAAAAAUGGAAAUAGUACAAAAAAUGGAAAUAACACAGAAAAUGGAAAUAGUACAAAAAAUGGAAAUAACACAGAAAAUGGAAAUAAUGCACAAAACCGAGAUAAUGCGCAAAAUCGAAAUAACGCACAAAAUCGAAAUAACAUAAAAAGCCAGAAUAACACAAAAAAGACAAGCAAAGGAUGCCCAAACCAAAUUGUUGACACGCGCAGUGCAGGAUCAAACAUCAUCACGAGUAACACAUCUUUGAAAGACACAUAUGCGAACCAACAGCAACAGCAACGGAUACGUUCAUAUAACUCCAAAAAUAUCAAUAGUAUCAACUCUUUUUUAAAAAAUAGUUAUCACAUUAACACCAGUGAAAUGUGCAGAACAAGCAAUAAUCAAAAUCCUACAAUGAACAAUAAUAACUGCUCAAGUGAAACUGACAUGGAAAAUCCAGAUGAAAUUAUUACAAUGAUAAUAGAACUAAUCAAAUACAUUUCUUGGAUGCAAAAAGCUUUAAUAAAAGCAUCAAAAGGUAAUUAUAUUAUAGACCAUUCUGAGGUAAAUAUAGAAAAAGUGUCCAAAGUAGUUCAUUCUGCCCAAGCUUUAUGCAACAAAUUGUUAAGGAAUAAAUCAUUAGUGGAACAAGGAGGAACCAAUAAUUUAAACUUCUCCAACUUUAUACCAAUAUAUAACAACAAUUCUAAUAAUAAUUUUAAAAUAAAAUAUGCAAAUCUAUAUGACAGAAAAUUAAAUGCUAUCAAUAAUAAGCACAUUGAAGCAAAUUUAACCAAUUCUAGUGCUGUUAAUGUGUUUAACAAUAUUAUCACUCAUAAUACACUAAGUCUUUCGAAUUGCACCACCUCCCAUAGAAACCAGUCAUCCACUGUACUCCCUUCUUUGAGAAGCACUACUGUAAACAAUAAUCUCAGUACCCACAAUGGAAGUACCGACAGUCUCAUCAGCAGUACUGGAAACCUUAGUAAUCCCAAUAACCAAGGUAGCAAUCUUAGCAUCCUUUGCAACAAGAAUGAUGGUACAUCGAACAGCACCACCAAUGUAGAGGAGAGGCCGAAUGAUAGCUGCCAGAGCUGUCAAAACUGUCAAAACUGUCAAAACUGUCAAAAUUGUCAAAACUGUCAAAACUGUCAAAAUUGUCAAAAUUGUCAAAACUGUCAAAAUUGUCAAAACUGUCAAAACGGACUCAGCGGCCAAUGCAGCAACAACAGUUAUGUCAAUGCCAAUGACAGUAUAGACACUGGGUCGUCUAUAAACAACUACAACAACAUGAAUAGCGCUGGAAAUAUUAUACCUUACUAUUUAAACGCAUGUCAAAUUAGUUAUGUCCCUUCCACUUGUUCUUCUCGAAGUGAUAACAGAAUCAGCCAUUUCAUAAAGCACGAAAAUAAUUAUAUGUAUAGAAAUAAACAGAAUGAGGAAUUUUCAAACAAUAUACAAAGUAAUAAAAAUAGCAGUUAUAGCCACAAGGAAGACAAUGUCUUCUCACCAUUGUCCAAAGAGUACGCCUCUAAUGUAAAUAUCUCCUUUUCCAAUAUCAACAAUUCUGUGUCGAAUUUUUACAGGACCCUUUCGAAGAAUUACAACAUUAGGGAUACCAUUCUGAACUUGGACAAGUAG